AUCGCGUGGGCAGAGAGCCAAUCAGGACGCUGUGCGUGAAUUGGCAAGCAGCAGUUGGGCGCGUGGUGUUGCGCUGGACGGAGGUGGAUUACUCCUUGUGGCCAGGAGGCAACCAUCAUGGAAAGAACAGAAUGAAUAAGGCCUGUCUUGGUGUUUCUGAAGGGGAGAUGCUCGGACCAGCCUUAGCAGAAAAUACAGGACUCACCGAGCUUAAUAUAAGCUGGAAUCACCUUCGAGGACCAGGAGCUGUAGCCUUUGCCAGAGGACUCGAGGCAAACAUCUUCCUGAGAGUCCUGGACAUCUCAUACAAUGGUUUUGGAGAUCCUGGAGCAUCCGCAGUGGGUGAGGCACUUAAGACCAACAAUGUGUUGGAGGAGCUCAACAUGAGCAACAACCGUAUCUCCAUGGUGGGAUCCUUGAGCCUCGGCCUGGGCCUCCGGGUCAACCAGACACUAAGAAUUCUUGUUCUGUCCAGGAAUCCCAUGCAAGGUGGAGGCUGCUUUGGAGUUCUAAAGUCUGUCCGGGAUAAUCCAGUGUCUGCCCUAGAACUGCUGGAUUUCUCUGUUCAGUACUUACAAGCGCCCCCACCUCACCCUUUGGCCUAUUCUGCCUACAGUUUCUACAGCUCCAAAGCCAGAGAUUAGCAUGCCUUAACCAUGCUCCUCCUGCUCUGAGAAGUCCUGUCGGCACUGGAUUCCAUCAUUAAGAAAAAAGGAAUUAUAUAUGAAACUGUUCUGCAAAAACACAUGCUUAGUCAAUAUAAUGCAUGGUUAUUAGCAGAAGCUUUUAGUGUAAUGGAAACACCAGACUUCGGAAUCAGGCCUGGGACCAAAUCCUGAGUCCAUCAACAUGGGAUCUUCUGAAUUGGAGAGCAACACUUGUCUAGAUGCAAUGUUCCAUUUUCCCACUCCUUAACUGUUAUUAGUCUAAUCUCCCUAGCCUAGAUCUUCUCUUCAGUUUUUCUAAAUCCUUACAGUUCGUGUAAAGCCCCUUCUUGGGGCUCAGCCUUGUCUUCAUGUGAAAUGGGGCUAAAAUCUACCACCAGGGACAUUGUGCAGAGGGGAUGAGAUAGCCUGUGUAGGGAAAGACACCAUUGGUGCUCGUGUUCUUCCCCUCACUCCCUAUGCUUUUCAUUUGUUAUUGAGGAAUAACGUUUAUGCUGAAAAGUGCCCAUGGACUAGCGGUGUGCAUUUCCACAAACAGCACACAUCUAUGCAAUAUCCCCCAGAUCAAGAAAUCACGCAGGCUCCAAGGAGCUCCCCUGGAGCCCCUUCCCUUCUCUAUUUUAAUAGUUUGGGGAUUACUGACAUUGUCAUCUAUAGGAGGGAAUCUGCCCUAAAGAUUUUCUUCAAAACCUUGUGUGUACAAGUAAAAAACAGUGAAGUUCUCAGGAGGUGAUAAUGGACUGCCUUGUAAUGGGUUUCUCCUCAGGGUAUCCAAGUGGACAGAGAGUUUGAUGACCUCGCUAGCUCCGUGAAGGUCAUUCUUCCAGCACUCCAUAUAAAGACUGCUGCCCACAGAGUGGAGUACAAAAAAGAGUUGCGUCCAGUCUUCACCCCAUCCCUACCGGCGUCUGUCCCUAAGUGACCAUGGCGUGUGGCUUCCUCAUCUCACAUUGGCCAUCCCACCUUCCAUGUGGAGAGUUCUUGGCCUUAUGAUGCUUUAUUACCACUUGAGUCUGCAGGGAGUCCCCAUGUCAGCUAGGUGGUAAGUCCUGUGGAGACUGUCUUCAUGAUGACUCAGACACUUGUCCCCUCCUCUCCAUCCCAUGGCUUCUGUUAAUGCAGAGGCUUGGCCUUCUUUUGCUCACACUAAUUUGUGUAACAUGAACUAUGUUACUAUGUAGCUAUGUGCGACAGGUUGAGCUGGGUAUGGGGUCCAAGGUGUCCAAAGUUCCUGCCUUGAUGACCUCAAGAGACCAUGAAAAUAUAAGGUGGUGUGCGACUGGCAUUCCCAAACUCAACUUCCCAGAGUGAAGCUGACACAACUUUUUGGGAAGGUUUUAUGUACCAAGAGCUUAAAA
This is a messenger RNA of Suricata suricatta (meerkat), 2023 nucleotides long. Its product is annotated as leucine-rich repeat-containing protein 74B-like. NCBI's taxonomy places the organism in Eukaryota, Metazoa, Chordata, Mammalia, Carnivora, Herpestidae. The record is from RefSeq and is a predicted model, not a curated record. The coding region runs from base 132 to 644 and encodes 170 amino acids. Gene Ontology annotation, molecular function: protein binding. The transcript is spliced from 7 exons.